UUAAGUUUCGUUUUGCCAGAAAACGAGAGAAACAAUAAGAGGUGUGUUGUUGGGGUUGGACACCAGCAGCCUUUAUAAACAGCAGAAAUAAUUCACCAUCAUUCAUUUCUUUGGCGAACUUGACGACAGCAGAACUGAUGCGACUCUUCACAGAUAUGCCUGAGGUAACUUUACCUUUUCCUUUUCUUCAACCAAUGUGUAAUUAUAGUUAUUAGCAUUUUAUUCCGCAUCAGAGUGAAACAUAACCCACAUACAGGGUCAUUAUUGGAGGAAAAUGCAUUCCACAAUAGACAACAUCAAGAGGAAACUAUUCAACGCAAGAUAAAUUAUGAAGAAUAUUUUAAUUCCUCAACAAACAAACAAAAAAUACUGGAAUUGUAUUUUUUAAUAGAUUAGAAUUCAUAAUUUCAGUUUUUUCUGUACUUUUCGUUCAAAUUCUUGAGCUUUUUUCUUGUAGAUUUUACUUUAAAUUUUAACUUUUACUUUCUUCUCUAUUUUAUUUUCUAGGAAUAUCACCCCCCUACCAGAUCCGUAUUUAUUAUUAUGUUUACUUACUCCAUCGAAGGCUAAUUGAUGUAGUUAUUUUGUAUAAAGUCUAUUUAUACAUAUAUAUUUUUAGCCAGUCUGGAUCCAUUUCCUGGUUUAGUGUUAGCAGAUUGAUAAGCUUCAAUAGCCACCAGAAAGGGAUAGGAACUUUUCCAGUAUCAUCAAAUCAUUAUACUGGUAUUUCCAGUUCAGAGUGAGCAUAGACAGCCGCUGAUAGGCUCCCAGUCCUCCAACUGGGAGUAAACUGGGUCGCAGACGGAUCACAGGUCAAAUUUAGGUCGCUUUAGUUUUCCUUGUGGGUCACUAGUGCUCGAGUUAGUUGGAGCUGCAGUGAAGCAAAGAUCAUCAGUUUUAUUUUCCCGAAGCUCCAUAAACCUGUUUUGUGAAUAGAUGUUUACAUAUCUUACUCAUAUGAACAAACUUAUGAUCAGGAAACAUUAACUUCUUGUUCUAAUGUUGUCAGUCUGUGUAAUAAAAUACUAUAAAUCAGUUAACACCUUUGCAUCUGUAAUCUGUGUCCUGACUAUAAAUGUCUGAGCCACGCCCCUGGUUUUCAUACGGUCAAACAAACAGAGAAGUAAAUACACAUGAGUAAACUACAAAUGCAGAAAUUAACAAACUAAACCGACUUAACUGACCUAACAAAGGGCGGCUGUGGCUCAGGUGGUAGAGCGGGUCGUCCUCUAAUCAGAAGAAGAUUGUGGUCCAUCGGUGUGUGUGAGUGUGUGUAAAUGAUCAGUUAAGAUUCUGUUGGUCAGUUGGCUCCUUUCAUGGCAGCCUCUGCCUCCAGUUUGAAUGUGUGUGUGUGUGUGUGUGUGUGUGUGUGUGUGUGUGUGUGUGUGUGUGUGUGUGUGUGUGAGUGAGAAAGGGGUGAACGUUGGUAUGUAGUGUAAAGCACUUUGAGUGGUCAGAAGACUAGAAAGGAGUUGUAUAAAUGCAUGUGCAUUUACAGAUCUGACCCAAUGAGCUGAGGUCAGAAGGGGAGAACAUAUAUGACGGGUGUUCAGACCACAACACAGAUGUAACAAAGACAAUCAACUCAAUAAAACAGGAGAAUAUGUCUAUUAAUAUACUGUAAAUAUUUUAACAAUUAACCAAAACAUAAAUCACCAACAAAACUAAUGUACUUUAAAUAUAUAAACAAAAUCGCUAAGCCAUUAAUCCCAAUCCCCCCAUGACAUGGCGUACACUUGAUACACUUCAAUUGGCCACUUCCUGUAUUUAAAGGCUCCCCUGUAGGGGGCGCAUAUUUUGCUCCAGUCUGCCAAUGUUUCCAGCAACAGCACCCUCAGCACUGGUAACUCAAAGAAAUUUAGAACGACCUAAGUCACCAAAGUUAUCUAAAAACAAACUUAAGUGUUGCUGUUAAGAAGUUCACAUGUGCACUACAGUACUAAAUGAGUAUUAUGUAUGUAUAGAGUCAUUGUGUAUCGAACAAAAGCUAUGUAUCAUCUGUUUGCUGAUUUGGGUGCAAUAUGUAUGAGGUCAACAGGCAAACAAAACUCAAUGAGGGAUAAAUUAUUUAUUAGGCUACGCGUAAACUAUUGAAAAAUAAAUAGUGUGCAGGAAUGUUACUGACAUGUAAAUCAACUGUGUGGCAGCAGGUGCAGCCGUGAGAUGAAAUUGUUCUGCAAUGUAAUGAACUGUACUCUGACUCUCUUACAGCAUCCAAGCCUGACAGGAUGAGUUCUAAGACCAAGAAAAGAACUGGAACGUCCUUUGGGGCCACAGCCCCGCCCUUCAUUGACUACCUGCAAGAUAUUCUCCGUCGAUAUCCAGACGGUGGACAAAUUUUGAAGGAGCUGAUCCAAAAUGCAGAUGAUGCUAAAGCCACAGAAGUGGUUUUCAUCCAUGAUGAGAGAAGCUAUGGAACUGAGAGCCUUUGGACCAAUGAAUUGGGAGAAUACCAAGGUCCUGCUCUCUACGCCUACAACAAUGCAGCGUUCACUGAGGAUGACUGGAAAGGAAUUCAGAUGGCAGGGCGGAGUGUCAAGCGCAAUGACCCAAACAAAGUGGGGAGGUUUGGAAUCGGCUUCAACUCUAUCUACCACAUCACAGAUGUGCCAAGUAUAUUCAGUUCAGAGCACCUUGGCAUGAUGGACCCCCAAGAAAAAAUAUUUGGACAAAGGAACGGGGGUUUUCUGUGGUCUUUGUAUGAUACAGAACACCAGGAAGCUCUAACUACUAUGCACGAUCAGUUCCAACCCUUUCGAGAUAUAGUUUCACUCGUAAGCAAGCAACAAGAAUGGUCAAAAGUCAUCAUGGAGGAUCAGCACUUUGACGGGACAAUUUUCAGGUUCCCCUUGCGCAAUAAGGCAUCAGAUAUUUCAGAUAAUCUAUAUGACUCUAACAAGGUGGUUGAGCUUUUUGAUAGCUUCAUUGCGGACGCAGACUUGAGCCUUCUGUUCCUGAAAAAUGUGACAUCUGUGUCCUUGAUACAUAUCAAUGUACAUGGCAAAGUUAACACCAGACUUGAAGUGAUCUCUUCAGUUUCCACAGAUGUCAUUCUGGAGUCAGGAGACAACUCAAUCACCGAGGGUUCAACAAGGUUCAAAAUGAUAACCCUCAAAUCAGAGGACCAAAAAGAAACAAAGUGGCUUUUGACAACAUGUACCAUGAAAGAAGGCAAUGUAGAAAAUCUUGAUUCACUUGCAAAAAAGUUGAGCUUUUUCCCUCAAGUUGACUUGGCAUUCCCUUGUGGUGAGAAGAGAGACUGCAGUGAGAGUAGACUGAGCUGCUUUCUUCCUCUCCCAAACAAUGAAUCCAACAAGACAGGACUCCCAGUAUAUAUCAACGCAUGCUUUGGCCUCACAGACAACAGAAGACACAUCAAGUGGCAAGAGGAGGACCAGAAACAUGACGAACAUGCUGUGUGGAAUGAAUUGCUGAUGAAGGAGGUGCUCCCACAGGCAUACCUCAUGAUCAUUCAAGAUGCCAUCAGACUUGCCCAAGAAUCUAUUCUGCCCGUCUCUUCAGUGUACGAUCUGUGGCCAGAUAUCGCCCAGAUAAAGCACAAAGAAAAAUGGUAUGCCGUUGCUCUGGUUGUUUUUGAUCACUUAUUCAGACAGAACAUGGCUGUCCUCUCUCUUGCCAAAGAUGAAAGAGAAUUCAUCACUCCAUCAGAAGCCGUGUUCCCCUGUAAUGGUCCAACAAGCCCUGACAUAUUGGCCGCCAUUAAAAGAACUCUGGUUUCAUGUGGAGAAAAUCUUGUCACUCUACCAGGUAGUGUUGCAAGAGCUAUAAAGGAGGCCUAUCCACACUUCAACACCCUUAAACAUGUGACUCCAACUUUCCUUAGGGACAUUCUCCGUAGGAUUAGUGUGGACAUCAUCUCUAAAGACGACAAACUCUGUCUUUUGGAAUAUGUCUUAAGUGAUGGAAAAUACAGAGAACUCAAUGGUCUUCAGCUACUUCCACUCAACGAUGGCUCUUUCAGAUCUUUCUCAAACAGAGACGAGGACACUGCUUUAAUUGACAGCAAGGAAUUUCCAAGAGUCUUGCUACCAUGCUGCAAACACCUCUUCAUCCCAGAUGAUCUCAAUCCAGCCUGCAGUACCCACCUGGAAGAACUGGCCAGAAAAAAUUUAUUCAAGGUCAUCAACAUUAAAGCAGACCAUGUGGCCGAGUUUACAAGGAGGUAUUUGCCACAGGACUGGAAGCAGAUGAUGACGGGGCUUGUUACCUGGGACACCAGCAGCAGCCAACAUCCACCUUUGGACUGGCUCCAAGAGUUCUGGAAAUUUCUCAACACUCACUUCAAAGAGUUAAGUAGUUUCACUGGAAUGCCAUUAAUACCAGUCAGUCCCCUGUCUGUCAGUCAGCCUGUAUCACUAGCAAGACUAAAGCAAAACACAACCCUCAUUUUUCAGAAAAGCAAACAGAUGAACUUGCCAGAACAAAUAGCUCAGUUGGUUAACAAAGUCGGUGGCACAGUGGUGAGAGGAAACGAUUGGCUCACACACAAAGACCUAGACUCGUAUGUGCUGGGCCCAUCUCCAAGGAGUGUCAUGAAAGUCUUGGCAAAUUUAGAUUCCCAAGAUCUCAUCAGAAAAUUCAGUAAAGCCUCUUACAAAGCACGAGAAGAACUGAAAGAAUAUCUCUCUCAUCUGGAUUCACGUAUGGAUUCUCUCUCAACCUCUGAGUUAGAUUUACUCUCAAAGUUGCCUCUGUUUCAGACCAUGAGUGGUUCCUGUGUUGAGGCUCAAUCAAAACAGGCUGUGCUUCUUAUGUCUGGUCUAACAGUACCAGCAGAUUUCCCUAUGCCUGAUUCCGUUGUACAGUGUGCAACUGAGGCUGAUCGCAGACUGUUAAAGCUGCUCAAAGUUAAUCUCUUGGACACCGCUGAAGCAACCAAUCUCCUCAUUGAUUGUAUCGAGAGGAAGGCUUGCAGAAAAGAAGACACUGAGAAAAUCAUGACUUGGAUUUUACAACAUGGUGAUAUCCUUUUCUCUCAAAAUCAGACCUUGAAACGCAGAUGUAAGGACUUGGGCUUCAUGGAAGUGAAUGGAAAGCUGAGAAAGACCUCAAGCUUUUUUGAUCCAAGAAUUGAAAACUUUAAAGUCAUUUUUGAGUCAGAUUUCUUCCCUCCACCUUUAUACACUGAAACAUCACAGAUGCUUAAAAGCCUAACAGAUCUCGGAUUGCUAUAUAAAGAAUCAGAUGUGUCACCUGAGCACUUGCUUCAAGCCGCCACACUGAUUGAUAGGCUUCAUGCUGAUUCUCAAACUGAAGCUCUCAAUAGAGCUCAGGUGCUCUUGAAGAUGUUGGAUACUAAUGAUCUACUCUCAAAGUUUUCUCCUGACCAGCUUCAUCGCCUCAAGAUGCUAAAAUGGAUCCCAUGUCCUAAGCCUGGUAAUGAAAAAAAACACAACAAUGACACAUAUCAGACAAGUUGUUUCUUCUGCCCGGAUGAAAUAAGACACUCUGUGUACAAAGACAUUGUUGGGCAUGUGAUGCCUCUGGUGGAAAAGUUCAGUGACAGAGUUAGCACCAAACUUGGUCUGAAACGCCUGCCCACACCUGAGAAAGUGUUUGAGAAUUUGUCAGUCUUGACAUCAAUGGCUGAUCCUGACACAAAUGUGGAUUUCAUAAAGGAGUUGCAUAGCAUUUACAAACACAUGCAAGACCACAUCUCUGACUUUUCAACAAUGAUGAACAAAGACACACCCUGGCUGUGGAGCCACAACCAGUUUGUAGCACUUCAGGAUCUGGUUCUAGACUACCCACCCAACCUUGAUCUGAGCUCUUACAUUGGGAAGGUGCCAAAUGAAUUUCGGCCAUACAAGAACUUGUUCCGGGAGUUUGGCCUGAGAAUGUUGCUUUCAGAUGAAGAAAUUAUUGGUAUUCUUAAUUCCAUCCAGCAAACCAUUGAAGAAAGGCAACAGCCAUUUGCAAAUUCCUCUGAGGUAAAAGUGUCGAUAGAAAUUCUUAACUGGCUGUGGAGAGAGAAGAAGACAGUUCAGGAUGACAUCCCAGUGCCAGUCCUCAUAGAGGGUGAUCAACAUACCCUAAAACCACUGUCCACCGCAGUCUUCUGUGAUGUCAGCAAAAAUGGGUUGAAAGAGCUUCAGUACAGCCAGGAGGACAUUCAUGUUUUGCAUGAACAAAUCCCAAAAGCAGCUGCUGAAUGGUUUAACAUCCGAUUUCUCAGUACUCACAUCCUGGAUCCAGAGUUAGUGGGAAUAGAACAGUGUGGGCAAUCUGAACCGAUAACAAUAAGGAUUAAAAACAUUCUUAAAGAAUAUGAUGAAGAAAGUGACAUCUUUAAAGAGCUCAUUCAAAAUGCAGAGGAUGCUGGGGCAGAAGCCUGCAAAUUCUUGGUGGAUUUCAGAGUACACAAAGAUAGCCCUGAAAGUCUCAUUGACCCUGACAUGACUCUUUGUCAAGGACCUUGCCUUUGGGCAUUUAAUGAUGAGCAGUUCACAGCUGAGGAUUGGAAAAAUAUUGUCAGAGUUGGUGCUGCCUCCAAGGAAAACAAGGUGGAAAAAAUUGGAAAGUUUGGACUUGGAUUCAAUACUGUGUAUCAUGUGACAGAUAUUCCUUCUAUCCUAAGUGGCAACAGUCUUCUCAUACUUGAUCCAAAUGUGACUCACCUCAAGAAGCACAUCAAACAGAAUACAAAUCCUGGAAUCAAGCUGGAUCUCUCUCAGAAACGACUUUUUCAUUGCUUUCCUGGUCAGUUUGGACCAUAUGAACGCAUUUUUGGAUGUCAUUUCAGCAGACAAAGUCCCUCUGAGCCCUAUCCAGGCACUCUGAUCAGACUACCUUUCCGAACUGAAGAAGAGGCUGUCAAGUCAGAAAUAAGUUCAAAGGUGUAUCACAAACACAAUAUCAUCACUUUUCAACAGCACUUAACUAACAAUUCACAAACACACCUGCUGUUUUUGAAGAACAUCAAUACAUUAUCUCUACAACGUAUCUUGAACAAUGUAUCAACUCCUCCAAGAGAUAACGAAAUAGAAGCCGUCCUCACUGUCUCCAAAACCACAGUGAGUACAAUGAGGAUUCCUGAUGGAACCAAUAUGUCCAAGCAACAUGAAGCAGAGAAAUCAUUGAUGAAACUUGAUGGAAAAUGCAAAGAAGUCAUUGACUGCGGCACAGUCAACAUUGUCCAAAUAACCAGUCAGCAAUCUGGUGUAACUGAAGUCCAGUCCUGGCUCCUGUACAACUGCUUUGGGACACAUCAGUCCUUGCAAAUGGCCCUUCAAAAAAACAAGCAAGCAAGGUUCUCUUUACCCAUCGGGGGCAUUGCUGUGCCUUUGCAAAAUGAUCCAGAAACUGGGAAACUGACCUCAUUACAAACAGAUCUUGUUGGACAGGCAUUUUGCUUCCUUCCUCUUUCCAUUCACACAGGUCUUCCAGUCAAUGUAAAUGGAACAUUUGCUGUGACAAGUAACCGAAAAGGUCUGUGGGAGAGUGGGGUAAAACAUGACUGGAACAAAGCCCUUCUUCAAGAUCCAGUAGUGACGGCAUAUGUUACUGCACUUUUGACACUAAAGAGUAUGUCUGAAAACAAGCAACUACAACCUUACUUGUAUCACACAUUUUGGCCUGAUAGAGAGAAAGUCAGUGAAACUUUCAAGCCUUUGGUUGAUGCAUUGUACUCCAUCAUUGCUCAGCACUCCAUUGGCCUAGAGCUCUUUAGUGAUGGAGAACAUUGGUGCUCAAUUGACAAUGCAAUAUUUCUACAUGAGAGCAUCGAAGAGGAUAAGGACAUAAGUGCACUUGUAGUGCAGGUAUGCAAGAAACAUGUAAAAGCACCCAAACAUGUUGUUCCUCUUCCACUGUGGUUGAGAAAUGGCUUCAAACAGUCCGGCCUCGAGACGGUUCUACAGGAGAGAACAUGGAACUGGGACAAGUUUUACCAAGAAGUGGUGUUUAACAACCUUGGUACCAUGGAUCCGAAGAGUAGAGAUACUCUUGUGCUGCAUGCUAUUGACCUAAACAACCAAGAAAUUGACAAACUACUGGACUGCUAUCCGUGCAUCCCCACAAAAGGUGGACAGCUCCAGCUUAUCAGGAAACUUGUGAAUCCUUCAGGAAGAGUCGCCUGUCUUUUUGAAACAGAAGAGGGACGCUUGCUUGGUGGUACCAAAAAUGACUUUUGCUCCCCCAAAAGGAUUCAACGCUUGUUAGAACUUGGAAUGGCAAGUUAUGAUCUCCCACUGGAAGACAUCACAGAGAAAGCAGGCACAAUCCCCCAAACCUGGAGCAUAGACAAAAAGAAGGCAUAUGUGCAUUUGAAUUGCCUUCUUGAACUUAUGAAGAGUCACAUGUAUGAUGAAGACUCUCACCACUGGGAAACACUAAGGAUGACUGAAUUUCUCCCAGCAUUUUCCCCGGUGACACAAAAAUGGAAGGAAAUGUUACAUUUCAAAAGCCCACUGAUGUUUUUAUUGGCACAUGCUCCCCACUCGUAAACAUGACACAACAUGUUCUUGAUCAUAACAAUCUGAAAAUACACAGUGCUGAUCCAGUCCUACACAUUUUGAGAGUUCAUGACAGCCCAGA
This is a messenger RNA of Anoplopoma fimbria (sablefish), 8556 nucleotides long. It is a transcript of the gene sacs2, whose product is annotated as sacsin. Lineage: Eukaryota; Metazoa; Chordata; Actinopteri; Perciformes; Anoplopomatidae. The coding region runs from base 2229 to 8465 and encodes 2078 amino acids. The record is from RefSeq and is a predicted model, not a curated record. The transcript has 7 exons.